Molecule: messenger RNA, 423 nt
Organism: Terrapene triunguis (Three-toed box turtle)
Lineage: Eukaryota; Metazoa; Chordata; Testudines; Emydidae
Gene: RLN3
Product: relaxin 3
Exons: 2
Coding region: 1-423 (140 amino acids)
Cellular component (GO): extracellular region
Molecular function (GO): hormone activity
Source: RefSeq, a predicted model, not a curated record
AUGCAGAAGCUCCUCCUGGCGCUGGCUUUUGGGAUGCUGCUCUCGGAGCCGAGGCUGGGGGCUGAGGGCCGGAACCCACCCUACGGCGUCAAGCUGUGCGGGAGGGAAUUUAUCCGGGCCGUCAUCUUCACCUGUGGGGGCUCCCGCUGGAGACGGGCAGGUGAUCUCGAUAUCCUGAGUGGCCCCCCUGCAGGGGAAGACUCCGCAGAAGCCGCCUCCAGCGAUGCCAGCCGCCUGCCCGGGACGUUGCCCCACCAAGACCUCUCCUCCGACUACCACGAGAGGUGGAGAGGCAAACCGGGCCGCGGCCUCGCCGAGGAGAGCUGGCCUCUGGAGCGUGCCGUCCGGGACGUCAUGGCGGGGCUGAGCACCUCGUGCUGCAAGUGGGGGUGCAGCAAAAGCGAGAUCAGCUCCCUGUGCUAG